This is a messenger RNA of Musa acuminata AAA Group (dessert banana), 2154 nucleotides long. Its product is annotated as CRS2-associated factor 2, chloroplastic. The coding region runs from base 99 to 1859 and encodes 586 amino acids. Gene Ontology annotation, molecular function: RNA binding. Lineage: Eukaryota; Viridiplantae; Streptophyta; Magnoliopsida; Zingiberales; Musaceae. Gene Ontology annotation, biological process: Group II intron splicing. The record is from RefSeq and is a predicted model, not a curated record. The transcript is spliced from 6 exons.
UCCUCCUCCUCUCUCUCUCUCUCUCUCUCUCUCGCACCGUCUCGAUCGAUAUCGUCCGUUCGUUCGUUCUAUCGGCACCUUCCUCUGUGAACAGGAAGAUGCCGAUCCUGGCCGUCCUUCCCGCCGGCCCCAACCUCUUCUCCUCCCCGCCACCCAAUCCCCGCAUCAACGAGCCCCUCCCCGCCAAUUCCCCUCCUCCUCUCCCCAUCCCUUGCCGGAACAAGAAGAAACCACAGCCGCCGCCGCCUCCCGACCCUUCGUCCCACGGUGCCCUCAAGGCCACCCACUUCCGCUCCCGAUACUACAAGCCCGUCUCCGAUGGAGUCGUCACCGGCGACGAUAGUGGCCGCUCCGUCGUCGUCGGCCCAUCCGGCGUAUCCUACCGCCUCCCCGGCGCCCCCUUCGACUUCCAGUUCAGCUACUCCGAGACCCCCAAGGCUAAGCCCCUCGCCCUCCGGGAGCCCGCCUUCCUUCCCUUCACCCCGCCCACCAUGAACCGCCCGUGGACGGGAAAGGCGCCGCUUUUGUCUAAGAAGGACAAGGAGAGGAAGAAAAAGAUCCGCCUUUUCGAGCCUUUGGGCCAUCCAGACGAUGGGGAGGAUGAUGAGGUGGCGGACGAGGAGGAGGGGAAGGUGAUGGAGAUGGCCGGGAGGGCCGUCCAAUUGGGUUGGUACCCCAAGGAUGGUCGGAGCAGGGAGGAAAUAUUGGGCCCGCCGCUGAAGAGGUGGGAGGUUCGUGCCCUCGUCAAACCCUGCUUGUCGCAUAACCGACAGGUGAAUCUUGGUAGGGAUGGUUUAACACAUAACAUGUUGGAGUUGAUCCAUUCACAUUGGAGGCGGCAGCCAGUUUGUAAGGUUCGGUGUAGAGGCGUUCCUACUGUUGAUAUGGACAACAUCUGCCAUCAUCUUGAGGAAAAGACUGGGGGGAAGAUCAUCUAUCGAGUUGGUGGUAUCGUGUAUUUAUUUCGUGGCAGAAACUAUGAUUCCCGAACACGUCCAAAAUAUCCUGUAAUGCUGUGGAAGCCAGCGACUCCAGUUUAUCCAAAACUUAUUCAGGAAGCUCCAGAAGGACUUACAAAGACAGAAGCUGAUGAAAUGAGAAAGAAAGGGGAAAACCUAAUGCCAAUCUGUAAAUUAGCCAAAAAUGGAAUAUACAUAAAUCUUGUCAAGGAUGUGAGGGAUGCCUUUGAAGAAAGUGAGUUGGUUAAAGUUAAUUGCCAGGGAAUGCAUGCAAGUGAUUACAAGAAAUUAGGUGCAAAGCUGAAGGAACUGGUUCCUUGUGUUUUGCUGUCUUUUGAUGAAGAAAAAAUAUUGAUGUGGAGAGGUAAAGAUUGGAAAUCAAGAUAUCAAGUUCCUUUGUCUUUUGAUAUGCGGCAUCACCACACAGAAAGUGGCAACUCAUCUGAUUUGAAUGAUUCAGAUGAAUCCAGUGUUUCCAGUGUUGAGUCCAUUUCCAGCAGUGAGAUCCUGAGCACAAAAAUGCUUUCUUUGUGGAAGCGUGCAGUUGAGUCAGGGAAAGCUUUCUUGCUGGAUGAUACCAAGCUUAGUCCAGAUUCUCUUCUCAAGAGGGUUGAGGAUUUUGAAGGCUUGUCCCAGAUCGUGGAACAUUCUUACCAGGCCUUAAUCCUGCCUGGUGGUAAAGAUCCUGAUGAUUCAGAAGAUUCUUUAGAACAAAGGCUUGCAACUGAGACAAAUGAUGAUCACAAUGACAAUGAUGGUAAUAGGGAAAUGGACACAUCCAAUAGAGAUUAUGAGUAUGAUAAUUACAGCGAUGACAUCUAUGGUUCAUUUGAUGAGAUUGAGCCGACAGUUCCUUUUGGUUGUUUACCUGUUGACUCAAUAGCAGAGGAGGCUAAGUAGGGACUGAAAAAUAUCUUCUGCCAGCAUAUACCUGCUUUCUCUCCUGGAAUUGUGGUAGAGUUUGGAUCUGUACUUCUCAAUUUUUUAGUCUUGCUGGUUCUUGUAUGUUAAAAUGGGUCAGUCUUAACAUGUCUCUUUCAUGCAAUACAAAUACGAGUGAUACAGAAAACCAAGCAGAGAUGUGACAGAUGGAAGUGUAAAUCUUCUCUGUAAGUACAUUCACUACAUAUUUUAUUAUUGUAAAAAAUGUAUAAAUCUUUUUGAUCAUUAUGGAAGUUCAUUUGAUCUUUGCUUA